This is a messenger RNA of Miscanthus lutarioriparius, 2127 nucleotides long. NCBI's taxonomy places the organism in Eukaryota, Viridiplantae, Streptophyta, Magnoliopsida, Poales, Poaceae. The record is from the annotation of a GenBank genome assembly.
AUGGCGGCGCUGGAGGCGGCGAGGUCGUGGGCGGGCUCCGUCAUCCCGCCGGAGCUCGCCGCCGCCGCUGGGGGAGACCCGCUCGCCGCGCUGGCGGCCACCGCCGCGGCCCUCGUCGCGGGGCUGCUUAUCCUCGCCGUCUGGUUCCGAUCCGGAGGCGGGGCGCCGUCCAAACCGGUCGCCACGCCGGUACGGCCGCCGCCGGUGAAGGUGGACGCUGACGCCGACGUGGACGACGGCCGGAAGCGCGUCACCAUCUUCUUCGGCACGCAGACCGGCACCGCCGAGGGAUUCGCCAAGUCCAUGGCGGAGGAGGCGAGGGCGCGGUACGAGAAGGCCGUGUUCAAAGUGGUGGAUCUGGAUGACUAUGCUCAGGAGGACGAGGAAUACGAGGAGAAGCUGAAGAAGGAAACUGUGGUGCUGUUCUUCUUAGCAACAUAUGGGGACGGAGAGCCAACUGAUAACGCAGCAAGAUUCUACAAAUGGUUUACUGAGGGAAAAGAGAAGGAAGUUUGGCUGAAGGAUCUUAAAUAUGGUAUUUUUGGCCUUGGAAACAGGCAGUAUGAACAUUUUAAUAAGGUUGCAAAGGUGAUAGAUGAGCUACUAGAGGAGCAGGGUGGGAAACGUCUUGUUCCUGUUGGCCUUGGAGAUGAUGAUCAGUGCAUUGAGGAUGAUUUCACUGCAUGGAAAGAACUAGUGUGGCCAGAGUUAGAUCAAUUGCUCCGCGACGAGGAUGACACAACUGGUGCAUCGACUCCAUAUACUGCUGCUAUUCCUGAAUACAGAGUUAUUUUCAUUGAUAAAUCUGACCUGUCAUUCCAAGAUAGAUCAUGGACACUAGCCAACGGUACUGGUGUGAUUGAUAUUCAACACCCUUGCAGGGCUAAUGUUGCUGUUCGGAAGGAGCUGCACAAACCAGCUUCAGAUCGCUCUUGUAUCCAUCUUGAGUUCGACAUUUCUGGCACUGGUCUUCUGUAUGAAACCGGAGAUCAUGUUGGUGUAUAUGCAGAAAAUUCUGUUGAGACUGUGGAGGAGGCUGAAAGGCUACUUGACCUUUCUCCACAUACAUUCUUCUCCAUCCAUGCAGAUGCAGAAGAUGGAUCUCCUCGUAAAGGAGGAGGUUCCUUGGCCCCACCUUUCCCAUCUCCAUGUACCUUGCGGACUGCGCUUCUACGAUAUGCUGAUCUACUCAGUCCACCGAAGAAGGCUGCUUUGCUUGCUUUAGCUUCUCACGCAUCUGAUCCAGCUGAAGCUGAACGACUUAGAUUCUUGGCUUCUCCCGCUGGAAAGGAUGAGUAUUCUCAAUGGAUAACUGCUAGUCAGAGGAGCCUUAUUGAAGUUAUGGCUGCAUUCCCUUCAGCUAAGCCACCACUGGGAGUGUUUUUUGCAGCAAUAGCUCCUCGUCUGCAACCGCGAUACUACUCAAUUUCAUCAUCUCCAAAGAUGGCUCCCUCCAGAAUUCAUGUAACAUGUGCAUUAGUUUAUGGGCCUUCACCAACAGGAAGGAUCCACCAAGGAGUUUGUUCAACAUGGAUGAAGAAUACAAUUCCUCUGGAAUAUAGCAAAGAAUGCAGCUGGGCUCCCAUCUUUGUGAGGCAGUCAAAUUUCAAAUUACCUGCUGACCCGUCCACUCCGAUUAUCAUGAUUGGUCCUGGGACAGGGCUGGCUCCUUUUAGAGGCUUCUUGCAGGAAAGGUUAGCACUGAAACAAUCUGGAGCAGAACUGGGCACUUCGAUCCUUUUCUUUGGAUGCAGGAACCGUAACAUGGACUACAUAUAUGAAGAUGAGUUGCAAACUUUCUUUGAGGAGGGGGCGCUUUCUGAGCUAAUUGUUGCAUUCUCUCGGGAAGGGCCAACGAAAGAAUAUGUGCAGCAUAAGAUGGUGGAGAAGGCCACAGAAAUUUGGAACAUCAUCUCCCAUGGUGGUUACUUGUAUGUUUGCGGUGAUGCCAAGGGAAUGGCUAGAGAUGUACACAGAUUGCUUCAUACAAUAGUCCAAGAGCAGGGAUCUUUGGAUAGCUCCAAAACCGAGAGCUAUGUAAAGAGCCUGCAGAUGGAAUGCAGGUACCUACGUGAUUCGUCAGCUUUGGAAAUGAAGCAUGCCAUUGAUUAUAUACUGAUGAAAUGA